AUGGCCUUCGUAUCUUCUUCUUUAGCGCUGGCUUGGACAGUCUUGAGCAUAGCAACGCAAGGGACGCUAGCAUCACCUACUCCACUAGAUAUAUCGCCAUCUUUACAAGAAAUAUUGAACAAGGCCCAUCAAGGACCCCUUUAUACUUAUCCUACAUCCUUGACACAGGGCAUUAUCCCGAAAGCAAUCCAUUCCCACAACGACUACUGGAGAGAUGUCCCCUUUUAUACUGCUCUUUCGGUUGGUGCGGUUUCAACUGAGAGCGACGUGUGGCUUUAUAACGAUACUCUCUUCGUUGGCCACGAGCAAGGUGCUCUGACGACUGCUCAUUUAAAGACAGACGGCGCGAGUACCUGGCCCGCUGUUGUGAAGGCUCUGGAGCCACUACGUUCCGCCGGCUACCUCUCAAGCGUAAACUCCACGACUUUUACCUCUGGCGCGGUAACAGUAAUCGGCACAGGCAACACGCCGCUAAGCCUCGUCCAACCCAUCACCGACCGUGACUACUUCUGGGAUGCUCCAAUCCCAACACUCAACUCCACCUUCUCCAACAUCACCUCCCUCAUCUCCCCUAUCGCGUCGACUGAUUUUGCCGCAAAUUUCGGUCCCGUGCUCGGGACGUCUCUAGAUAGCACACAGUUGGAUUUACUUAGAACGCAAGUUAAAAUUGCACACGGCAAGGGCAUUAAGUUGAGGUAUUGGGAUCAGCCGGCAUGGCCUCUGAGCACGCGGGACGCGGUUUGGCGUCUCUUGAGAACAGAAGGGGUGGAUUUUAUUAAUGCUGAUGAUGUUGCGGCUGCGGCAGGUGAUGCUUCUUGGUAG
This is a messenger RNA of Lachnellula hyalina, 822 nucleotides long. Its product is annotated as Altered inheritance of mitochondria protein 6-like protein. The transcript is spliced from 5 exons. Bases 1 to 822 code for a protein of 273 amino acids. Gene Ontology annotation, molecular function: phosphoric diester hydrolase activity. Lineage: Eukaryota; Fungi; Ascomycota; Leotiomycetes; Helotiales; Lachnaceae. The record is from RefSeq and is a predicted model, not a curated record. Gene Ontology annotation, biological process: lipid metabolic process.